Molecule: messenger RNA, 1623 nt
Organism: Cimex lectularius (bed bug)
Lineage: Eukaryota; Metazoa; Arthropoda; Insecta; Hemiptera; Cimicidae
Exons: 2
Coding region: 25-1623 (532 amino acids)
Source: RefSeq, a predicted model, not a curated record
AAGAUCACUGAAGUAAGAAAAGAGAUGAAAUUUGGUGAAAGCAUAGAUGAAAGGAUUGCAGCGUCAGAUACAUAUUACAUGGUAUCAAAUUCCCAAAUAUUCAAUGAACUACACACAAUUAAAAAUCCAAUACAAAUUGGUAUAAAUGAUUUAUGUAACAACUUAUCGUCCAUUGAUAAACAAGGAUUAUCAAAAGAACCACACAUUACACGGAAGCCCUCUACAAAUAAAUUAUUGGACAGUAGUAUAUUUGAAAUGAAAAAUGAUAAUUCUGAGACGAGAUGGUCAGAUGAUGAUGAUGUAAUAAUAUUUCAGGAGCAUACUGUUCUAGAGAAGGGUCAUUCUGAAGUAUUUUGUAAGAAUGAACCCAUGGCAAUAGAUGAUAAAUGUCUGUCUCCAGUAAUUACAUCAAAAAUGGCCAAUAGGAAUACAUCAUACCCUACAAUUCAAACGUACAUGGAAAAUACUGUUUCGAAAGAAUGUAAACAAGGUGAUUUUGAGAUGGUAAGCAGAAGUUGUAAUAUUGAUAGUGCAAAAUCAACUCCUCUGGAUUAUGUAAAUAAUGAAUGUAAUGAUUCAAAAGAUCCUGCCAGCCUAUACACAAAUAACCAUCCAAGCACUGAAAUAUCGGAAUAUAAAACAUACACCCUAGAUGAAAAUUUGCUAGUGAUGUUGAAUUCCAGAGAACCACGAAUGUCAAAAUCUGAUGACAAGACAGGAUCAGGCACAGAGUUAACAGAUGCGAUGGCAAUUAUAAAAAAUCCAAUAGAAGAAAUAGAUUAUUCAGAUAAUUGUAAAUUAACAAACCACAAAAUUCAUUAUAAUGCUGAAGAUCUGUUAGUAACUAAAAGUAUAACGCGGACAUUACAACAGGAAAAUUACAGUAAAUGUGACCAUAAUAUACAGACAGAUCAAUUAAAUGUGGCAAGUCAACAUACAGAAACCAAAUUGAAUGUUUACACUCCCAAAUUCCAAUUUAUUACGUUAGUGCUUGUAAACAUAAUUGGCAGCAAUGCACAAAUACAACAAAAAACAAGAGGUAUUGGAAAUAGAAAGUUCAGUCAGUUUAAAAAGCUGGCUAUCAAUCUUAAACGUAAAACCCAUGUUGCUAACAAAAGUUGUACAAACAAGCACGUGAGAUGUAAUGAUGCAAAACUUGAAAUAACGUGUGAUGAAGUUGCUAACUCAAAUGAAUUCUGUAUAUCAGAUUUUCAAAGUCAAACAUUACCACGAGAACCAUGUAAGAAAUUAGAACAGCUGGUUCAGACUGAGGAAAAAGCAAUGUUUGUAACUGAACAAUUUAUACAAACUGAUGAAAUAGAUAUGAAUGUUACAGAUCAUUCAACACAAAGUGAUAAAGUAUACACAAAAACAAGUGAAAAGGGUAUACAAAAGGACCAAGCAGCAAUGCUCAGAGAACAAAUAUCACAGACUGAGGAAUUAGCUUUGUUUACAUUUGAACAGAGUGCACAGACUGAUGAAAAGAACAAGAGUACAAAGGAAGAAGUUGUACAAACUUACGAAAUGUUAGAUAAUAAAACUGUACAAACAGAGAACGUAGCACUGGCUAUAAAUGAAGAAUGUACACAAACUGAGGACAAUAUUUUUGAAUGCAAAGCAUGA